Molecule: messenger RNA, 576 nt
Organism: Fomitiporia mediterranea MF3/22
Lineage: Eukaryota; Fungi; Basidiomycota; Agaricomycetes; Hymenochaetales; Hymenochaetaceae
Exons: 5
Coding region: 1-576 (191 amino acids)
Source: RefSeq, a predicted model, not a curated record
AUGACUGAUAUACAGAUGCUGGGUUUUGUCAUUCCUCGGCGAUUAGAAAUAAAUUCCCAUGCGGGCAAGGAUGAUACCAGCUUUUCGGGCGCUAGAAUCGCGCUCAUAGACGGAGGGAAAUCUCCCAUUCCUGCCAGGGUCGCAAAGGCGGGUUACCAGCCAAACUUUACUGUGUACGGUUCAACUUGUGGGUUAACUCAGGCUAUCUCCAUGAUCCACCGAGCCUCCCCUCCGGAUGCCGCUGAAGCACAUUUGCGGGUCAUUUACAUUUGGCCAAGUCACUCACCGCUGUACCAAUCUGAAUUUACUGAGCUCGAGUAUGUAAUCCUGAAUGCCGCGGAGUUUGCUCACUCGGAUCCACUGGUUUCGAAGUCGUGGUUCCUCACCGCAAACCCGACAUCAAGCGGACAGUCUCGGAUGUCCAAUACGUCAAUAAUCAGGUUCAUAGCAAACCUGAGGGAAGGAAGAGACAAUCGGCAAAGUUCACAUGUAUCGAGAGGUGAUGCUAUUCGCAAGAUUAAGCUCGAUGGUCUACGGGGAAGCCGCGGUGAUUGCUCCGCAUCGCACGCUAUAUAA